Anopheles coustani is the source of this 3877-nucleotide messenger RNA. It is a transcript of the gene Epac, whose product is annotated as rap guanine nucleotide exchange factor 4. NCBI's taxonomy places the organism in Eukaryota, Metazoa, Arthropoda, Insecta, Diptera, Culicidae. Gene Ontology annotation, biological process: Ras protein signal transduction; positive regulation of GTPase activity. Gene Ontology annotation, cellular component: plasma membrane. The transcript has 21 exons. Gene Ontology annotation, molecular function: guanyl-nucleotide exchange factor activity. Bases 82 to 3114 code for a protein of 1010 amino acids. The record is from RefSeq and is a predicted model, not a curated record.
CGGAAUCGUAGUGUAUGAAGGUGAAUUUGAUGAAAUAAAAGGCAACAGUGAACCAGCAACAGCAGCAGCAACAUCAGCAUCAUGGCGAUGGAAUGGAUAACGGCAAUAGAUAAACGGCCUUGCGAUCGGAACCUGCGUGACUGUGAGCUGAUAUCGUGCCGAUUGCGUCGGGUAGAACCACUGUGUAGGUUGCCCGGAUCUGCCCUGCAGCAGCUCGCCAUGUGCGGAUUCUACGAGGAUCUGGAGAAAGGCGUGACGUUAUUUCGAGCUGGCGAACAGGGAAGAUAUUGGUACGCCGUGCUUGGAGGCCAGCUCGAGGUUCGGUACCACGCCGCAGACACCAAAGAUGGAAAGCUGUCAGUAACACUAUGUAAUUUGGGCGUCGGGGCCACCUUCGGCGAGUCCAUCCUGCACGAUCUGCCCCGGGACAGCACGGUGGUAACCAAAACCACCUGCGAGCUGCUGCGAGUGGAGCAGCAAGAUUUCAGACUGAUUUUUGAGAAAAAUAAAGAAUUAAUGAACGACAUAAUUACGAACUGUAGGCUAAAAAAUGGAUUUGGCCAGAGCAUGCAGACGACCAGCACGGUGCAGACGAACGUGCAGCAGCAGCCGUCGCCAACGAAAAAGCAGCUCAGUCCGGAUCAUCCAAAUCCUGCCGCACCAAUCACGGAGAUACCAAGUCCUGCAAUGUCCCGCAUGGGUUGGGCACUCCGUGUUCUCCUAGUGUCAGACAAUACCAGCUGUUUAAAGGACCGAAAGGUGGGCGGAAAAUUCAUCCGGAAAUGUGCCCCCGGCACGGAGCUGGUCGAGUGGUUGCUGAAUCUUUCGCCGAUCGUGCACACGCGAACGCAGGCGGCCGGCAUGUGGCAGGCGCUGCUCGAGGAAGGGGUCCUGUGUCACGUGGCAAAAGAGCAGCCGUUCAAAGACAAGUGCUUUCUGUAUCGCUUCAAGUCGGAUGAGGACGGUACGGCGGGCGGUGCACCGACGUCCGACGAUGUGAACCACGCGAACGAACACAUCCGAGAGGCACUUCCGGCGCUGUUACACCGCGGCCCGGAUGCAACGCUCCGCAUGAUCCUGAGGAAGCCGUCGCAUGAGCGGACGCAGGAGGAGCUGGAGCUGGUGUACGAGGAACUGCUGCACAUCGCCGCCCUGUCGCAUCUGUCAACCUCCAUCAAGCGCGAGCUGGCCUCCAUAAUCGUCUUCGAGGCGCACGCACAUGCCGGCACCGUGUUGUUCAACCAAGGUGACGAAGGACGGUCCUGGUACAUCCUGCUGAAGGGUUCGGUUGACGUCGUCAUCCACGGCAAGGGUACGGUCGCGACGCUCAAGGAAGGUGACGAUUUCGGCAAGCUGGCACUAAUCAACGAUGCCCCUAGGGCGGCCACGAUCGUGCUGAAGGAGAACAACUGCCACCUGCUGCGGGUGGACAAGGAGCACUUCAACCGCAUCCUGCGCGAUGUCGAAGCGAACACGCUGCGGCUGCAAGAGCACGGCAAAGACGUACUAAUCCUGGAGCGGGUCGCCAAGCAGCGCGGCUACUCGGCAUUCAAAUACACGGUUAUGUCCGGUACGCCACAGAAGAUGCUGGAGCACCUGCUGGAGACGCGGCUCGGUGGACAGGCGGGACCGAACGAUCCGUUCCUGGACGAUUUCCUGCUCACGCACAUCGUCUUCAUGCCGACCCCGCUGCUGAUCGACGAGCUAGCCGCCAACUAUCACGCCGACGCCGACAUCGACCUGCGGCAGGCGAGCGAAGAGGACCAGGAGUACUUUCUCACCAGCAAGCGGCGGGUGGUGCAGUUCAUCCAGCGGUGGGUGCUGGCGGUGCGGCACGCCGUUUUCGACGAUCCACUGGCGGUUGAGUUUAUCGAGGAACUGGCAACGGACGUCGAGGCGGAACCGGCACUCCAGGAGGAAGCGAGCAUCAUACAUCACGUGCUAACGCAAUUAUCCCGAUAUCAGGAGGACCGGCAGAUGAACGCUACCCAGAAGUGGAAACUCCCACCCAACGGACAGCCGAUCUGCCUGUUUAGUGGAAACACACACUCAAAGACUGUUAUACGCCCGGAUGACGAUAUAAUUUUCCGCGUGUACUGCGCCGACCAUACGUACUGCACCCUGCGCUUCCCGAUGGCCACCACGGCGGAGGUAAUUAAGGCCUGUGCUGCCGACAAGCUGCAGAUCGCCCGGCUACCGGAGGACCUGCUGCUGGUGGAGGUGAAAUCGAGCGGCGAGCGAGUCGUGUUUAAGGACAACGACGUCAGCUUACCGACGGCGCUCAGCUUGAACGGACGCAUCUUCGUUUCACCCAAGGACCACCUGGACGCGUUGACACCCCUGCCCGAGCAGGAAGUACCGACGGAGGCUCCGGAUGUGGACUUCGAAGCUCUAUCAACCAAGGACGUGGCCUACCAUAUAACGCUGUUCGACUGGGAUCUAUUCUGGGCUGUGCACGAGUACGAACUGCUGUAUCAUACCUUCGGUCGACAUCAUUUCAACAAGAUCACAUCGAAUCUGGACGUUUUCAUCCGACGGUUCAACGAGAUCCAGUACUGGGUCGUCACGGAGAUCGUCUCGACGACCAACAUGACCAAACGGAUGUCUCUGGUGAAGAAGUUCAUCAAACUGGCCGCAUUCUGCAAAGAAUACCAGAACCUGAACGCGUUCUUUGCCAUCGUGAUGGGCCUCUCGAACACGGCCGUCUCGAGGCUGUCGGGCACGUGGGACAAGCUGCCGUCCAAGUUCCGGAAGCUCUUCACCGAGUACGAGGCGCUCAUCGAUCCGAGCCGGAACCAUCGCGCUUAUCGUAUGUCGGUCGGAAAACUGCAACCACCGGUCAUCCCGUUCAUGCCACUGCUGCUCAAGGACAUGACGUUCGCUCACGAGGGCAACAAGACCAGCCUGGACGGGUUGGUGAACUUCGAGAAGAUGCACAUGAUGGCGCAAACGAUGCGCGCGGUGCGGUUUUGUCGGUCCCGUCACUUGGUGCUGGAUCCACCGUCGCCGAAAAACGAGAACGAAAUACGCAACUACAUCCGCUGCUUCCGGACGAUCGAUAACCAAAGAGUGCUGAACUCGAUGUCGCAGAAGGUGGAACCGCGUCGAUCUUAAGACACCGCCAAGGGAUAUACCUACAUGCACGGCAGCACCGGACAGCAGCCCCAAAGGGACCGGCGUCCGUUUGUGAGGCGUGAAGGAUGCGAUAAAUGGAUCACCGGAGCGCCCACUGGGGAGAUUAAUUUAAAACUUCACACCCACCAACCCCGUUUCCCAGCACACUUCGUCCGUAUCCUCCGGAGGCCCCACCAAUCAACUAACCGACUGGACCAAACGCCUGGGGGGCGUAUCCUAGCCGAGCUGGUACCAUGAGACCAAUCCUGAUUGCAUGAUGAGAUACAGAAAUAAAAACACACUCCAUAGGCGAUACGUUUUUCAGGCGACGCAACGUGGAGUUUCUCCUGCAGAUAAUACAUCGUUGAGUUGAUAUGCACAUGUUCUCAGCACAUAGCGACCUAAAUGACAAAAUAUUAAAUGUGCUAACAUUUUCAAGAAGAGCAAAAGUCUCAUCCAAAUCUCCCCAGCAAGUAUAUGGUUCAACUUUGACGCGCAAUGAGCGCCAACGUGAAGUAUUAAAUACUUCUGUUAACAACUCUGAAAAACAAUUACGAAAAAGGAUGCUUUCUCGUUCCCAACACCAAUAUUUUUCGUUGAGAUUCUCUUUUUGCACAACGCUAAUUGAUCAUUGAUUUAAACUCGUUGACACGCUCAUUGACCCGUACCGACCUAGAAGGUGGUAGGUAAAGUAUUGUUUUAAGUAUUUUCAGUUGUAUAUUCGUAAUUAUUUUGGUCAAAUAAACCUGACGCUAAGCGACUA